UUAGUCGGCUCGUGACAACUCAAUCAGUUAGUUAAUGAAUGAUAAAUCGAGUCAGAGAUAGCUACCAUCAGUUAGGGAGCGGAACACUAGAAUUAUGAUCCAAAGCAAGGCAGCUAGUAAAGACUAGUCAAAGGGAGAAAUGAAAUUUAAUGUCAGCAAUUAUGAGACAUCUUCCCACGACCUUUCACUAGCUCUAAUUCUGUUCUCUUACAUCAUUCUAUCGCUAUCUGUGGAUUACUGCUAAGAAAACGUGUACACAAAACUAUACAAGGAAAAUUUACGACAUCUAACUUUACAUAGCAUGCUCUAGGAUUUUAUCACCUGCCCGUCGAGGCAAGAUAUAUUCAAUGUAACGAUAAAUAAAUAUUUCCUUAAAACUUCAUGCAUUGUUCAUCUUUCACAUUUUACAACAUGCCGUUGCAAUAAAUUUCAACCCUAACAACUGGUGACUCCGAGCGAAAGAAUUGCUGCCUUCUGAAGCUACAUUACCAACAAAUUGUUAUAUGCCGCUGCACUUUUGCUGACUUCGAACUAAAGAACUACCGUCUUCAUAUCAACAGUCGCUAAACCAAAGGAAUAAAAUGACAACCUUCGUCACCACCAAGAUGCACCCUCCUUCGACCUGCUACAAAAAGCUCUAUACUGCAAUCCACGUUACGAUGCACUCCACGAAAAUGCAACACUGCUGGUGCAUAAGGAAUUUGCCGACCAUGGAAGUCAAUAAAUGUAUCAUUUCCACAGCUACGUACCCAGAAACUAACUGGAUAAAAAUAUGGAAGCCCACACGUGCAACUUUUUCGACAGCCAUAGACUUGAACUUACUUUGCAUGCACCUAUUUUUGCAUUUCAAAUGCUACUUUUUAGCUUACCAUGACCAGAAGACUUUCUAACCAAGUUUGUCGGUUUUGCUUCAUUCGUUUUAUGUUUGCACUGCACACGCAUUGUUCACCUGUUUUUAUUACAUGGUUUCUGUUAAAUGUUCUUUUGAAUAUCUGCAAUUUGUUUCUUCGCAUGCACCUUUCCUAAGCGCCUGGCCUUGCGCACGCAUUUGCAUACAUUGUUACACACACACCUGUUAACUCUGUCACAUUCAUGUCCCACACAUGCCUUUCUCGCUUGUUUUUCAUACUCCCUGCGCCCUUGUAGACACAACUAGUCUCUGUAAGACCCUAGGUCGGUCACGCAUACAUAGAGAAAGUUGUUUGUUCCUUACAACGUGCCAGCAUGCCACACUUUCGCUCCUGCACGAUCGAGGCAUACCUCAUGCACCGACUGCUAUAUUCAACACUGCCUUAACCACUGGCAUAUUUAAUACUGUACACUGUAUUUGUAAUCAAUGACUAGCAUAUCUGCUUCAGCCUUACAAGCCCUGUUGCACACAUGCAUACACACUUCUAUUAUGCAUCUACUACCUUGUUUUGCAACACGUCUGUAACAGCUCAACUCUUUUCCCGGCUCAAAGCACGUCGAAUGUUCACAUCCUCUGCGCUCAUGUUUAGACAUAAUUUCCCCCUGUUAGACCCCUGUUUGGUCAUGAAAUUUAUAGAGAAAAUUAUCUGUCUCGCGCAUCACUCCAGCAUGCUUACUCUGUCGUCCUUGCUAACCUCAUCAAUUACCCACGACAACAGCACCAGACCCAUUUCACUUCGGAAAACCUUCAAGGCAUUUCACACACUGCAACCCUGCAAAAAGAUCUUUCAUAUCACGUAUUGAGAAUACACACACUCGCUCACCUGAGCUUAUUUUUCAUUGAAUUUCGAUACGUGCCCCUGCCCUCGUUUAUACGCCCUCACUUGCUGUACUGCCCAGUCACUGACUGCACACAUUUCGGCACGCAAAGCGACACCGCUAUUCGAACUAAUCCGAAUAGAAAACUCCCGUAUACACUUCAACGAUCCCCUCUCCUGAUUUGCAAAAUUUCUCCUCAGCCAUGCACUUCUUUCUCUCCUUCAAUCGUUCGUUUCCUUUCCUCGGAACCUCCCUAGGGAGAGGAGGGAUGUAGUGAAACUUGCAGGCAUGAAGUGGAAUCGAUCCACCAUAGCCAAAUUUAAAUUAACACUGCAACAGAACUUUUCUCACGGUGGAACAAUGGUUUUUUUCUGUGACAGCAGUUUUACAUUUUCCAGAUUUUACAUUUUCCUAGGCCGAAAUAAUGUUUUCACCACUUGACCUUUCUAACCUCUCAUAGACCACAAAAGCUCGAAUUAAGAUAACAAGACCACCAACUAAAUCCAUUGUUCUCAACGAUAUGUCUAUCCUUCUGGAUAGUUAUAAAAGCAAGAACCCCAAGCAAAAAUCAAGUCGGCUCGUGACAAGACUAUCAGUUACUUAAUGAAUGACAACUCGAGUCAGAGUUAGCUACCAUCAGUUAGGGAGCGAAACGCUAGAAUCAUGAUCCAAAGCUGAACGUAAAGACGGACGAAAUACCGCUAAGCAUUUUGUCUGGCGUGAUAAUGAUUCUGUCAGUUUGCCACUUUAAAAAUAUUAGUAAUAAUAGUUGCCAUUAUGUUUGUUGAUCAGACAAUAAGAUGAAGUAAAAAUUAAAUGAAACACGAUAAAGCUGAUCAAAGUUCUCAUCGCUACAGACAACUUAUCAGCAAUGAUUAGAUCACUGUUUUUCAAAAUGACAAGUACCAAUGAAAAAAACUUCUCGACCCACGUACAUCUUUUAUUAAUGAGUGCGUGUGUGUGCUUGUGUGUGUGUAUUUUCUGUCAUACCUACAGAAGUGUGUCCCCUGCCUCCGACUUUGUUUCCUUGUAGCUGUUAGAAAAAUGGAUUUUUUAAUGAAAUUUUUUACAAACACUUUUCAGGUAGAGUAUAUGUAAAAAAAAAAAAAAUUUUAAUCUGAUUGGCGCGCGCAUACAUAUUGACACAAUUAAUAAAUCUUCCAAAAUUUCUCGUUUUAUUUUGUAGAUACAUAGAAAAUGAUGUAUGAAUCUAUCACCUUUCCUUUUUACGUUAAAUUCCAGUAUAAUUGUAGUUUACACCACCUGAAAGGUAUUUGUGGAAAAUUUCAGAAAAAAAAUACCCAUUUUUUUCUAAAGUUAGUCGACUUGUGUGGAUUGUCCAAAAUUUCUUCCCCCACCACCUCCGAAAAAAUUGUUCACAAUAAAUUUCAGUAUAAUCACAAUUUACAUUAUCCGAAAGAAAUCUGAAGAAAAUUUCAUUAAAAAAUACCAAUUUUCUUGAAAGUUAUGAGACAACAAAGUCGGUGGGGGUCAAACUUGUAUAAUUAUGUCUUUUUUCUUUUCUUUGCAAUGAUGUCGGACAAGUUUUAAUAAGUUUAAAACCAUUUUAACUUUAUUAAACGUGACAAUUAUUGAACUUCUUUCUUUUUUCAAUUUUCACGUGCAUAUCCCGGGAAGGGAAGAGGACUGCCCCUCGAUCCCUCGGGAAAAUGCUGGGUUAACCUGAAAUGAAGUAAUGUUGAUAAUGUUAGACGUUCCAAAAUAUAACACAAGAAGUCGGUGAACACAAGCGAUGUGUUUGUCUGUUUGUUUAUUGACUCGUAAUGUUAGUUGCUUGUACUAUUAACUGCGUAGGGUAUAGAAUGCAACGUGUUGAUGACUACUUCAUUGUAAUGUGACUAGUUGCACAGCUGGUUUGUCUACAAAGAAAUCUUACAGCACGAUAAUUAUCAUACCAGCGGUCUUCUUCUCUAUAGAAUCCUUUUAUUUGUUGCAGUCAUUGGACUACGGCCAUACUGAGGCACCGUUUUGAAGGGUUUUUGAGGAACGAAUCGAUCCUCGACUUCGGUACAUUUUUUUUUUUUUAAGCUUAGUGCUUAUUCCAUCGUUCUGUUUUUCCGAACCGCUAAGUUACGAGGACGCUAACAAAACCGAUUGUGAAACGUGGUGGGAGACAUCACAAAGACACGCACAUAUAUUAUCUGUGUAUGUGUGUGUGAUAGGCUUUUUUUUAUCGUUUCCUUCAAUCAAAUCCGCUUGCGAUGCUUUGGUUGGCCCUCGUCUAUAGUAGAAGGCACUUUUUCAAGGUGCCACGCAGUGGACUGAACCCGAAAUCAUGAGGUUGGGAAGCAAACUACUUACCUCAGAGCCACGCCUGGCCCUGUAAAAGCUGAUUAACAGGCUGGGGCCAGAUGCAAAAUGUAGCAACCUGAAUAUUCCCUCUAGUUUCUGCGCGUGCACACGCAAUUUGCAACCAGUGCACAAAAGACAUGUUGUCUAACAUAAUGUAGCAAUUAAUAAGUAUCGUUAGUGAAAAUAAUCUCAUAACCAACUGUAUCAGUCGUAACAAGUUCGCUUUUGACUUUUAUAAAUCGUCUUUGUGUUCAUUUAGAAGAACAGGUUUCCUUGAAGAUACUUUUUCUUUUAAUUCAUUUAUUUAGUUAUUUUUAUCUCUUCCCCUCCCCCCAUUUCUCUGCAAUUGCUGAGAGACUAAUGCUUAAAAUGUGUCAUUAUUCUCAUGCUGAAAUAAAGUAAUUUUUAGGUUUACAUUUGCGCAAACAUUCAGUAUGUACAUGCUUUUUGUCAUAGAAAAAGAUAUUUUGUACCGCAUAAGAAUUUUUACGCCCACAGACAAAUGAAUUAAAGGAAAACAUUGUUCUCUCCUAUCAUUAUUUCAACUGGUGCCAAGGUGCCAAGUCAGAUGUCAACUAUAGGCUUCGUGUUAACUUGGUCAUUAAUAAUCAGCGCUAAAUGUAUGAUUUAUAUAUGAGUCACAGGUAUAUAUAAUGUACACAUAUUGUGUAAGAUGUACUCAUAAGUAACUGGACCAGAACACUUUAUGAUAGAGAUAAUUCUUUCCCAAAGAGUCCUGCUUUUGAGGAACAAUAGUUUUCCAUCCCUCCAAAUUCGUAGGUCAUAAAUAACUAACAAGGGUGUGCUGCAAACCACAUUAGGCCGCCGCUUUAUUGAUAUGAGAUUGCUAUAGUCGAAGUUAUGUUACGUUUUUGGAAGCGGGGAAAGCCAAAUCUAGGCUAUGACAACUAACCUUUUUUAUCUGUUCUGGCCUGACAUUAAGUGUUCAUUUAUACAGUACUGUUCGAAGGCGUGGGUAUGUCGAACAAGGGUAUAGGGGUCCAAUUUCAUCUAUGUAUUGCUGUCAAUAAAUAAAUACUACAUGUCCCAGAGUAUUGAUUUAUCCGGGGGCCUGUAAUACUACGAAGACAACCCUGCAUCGACAUAGUUUUUCAUAACAUUGUAAUAGCUUAUUGUAAUAGCACAGAAUAAAUAGUCCAUUUCCAAAACGAGUUCAUUUCGCAUGAAGAGUCGCGAGUCCUGGUAGAAAUAAGGAAUUUUCCGAUUUAGUCAGGAACGUGGUGCGAGUAGGCAGUUUUCAAAGUAAUGCACAGUAUGAACUUUGUUUCCGCUAUACUGUUAUUCUAGAGAAUCGUUAACUGCGUUAUCUCACCAUACCAAUUAAAAAUAAAAAGGAGAAAUCAACCCUAGCCUCGAAGUAAUAUUUGUAGUGUUUGCGUCUAAGUGUUACUAAUGUUGUCAAGGAAACAAAAAUGAUCGAUAGCCGGGAUCAAUUUUCGCUCAGUUUAAAUCGAAACUGACAGUGACUUUCUUUCAUUCUUUCGAGGACAAUAAAAAUAAGUACCUGUUACAAUAAUACUAUCGAUAUAAUAACCUAUACCGCGCUGGAAAAAUGCUUAGCGGUAUUUCCCCGCGGUUUUAUGUUCAGAGUUCAAACACCGCGGGGGUCGACUUUGUCUUUCAUCUUUUGGGGUCGAUAAAUGAAGUAUCAGUUGAGCAUUACAAGUCGAUGUUAUCGACUUAUGUCCUCCUCCGAAAUUACUGGCCUUGUGCCAAAAUUUGACAUCGAUAUAAUCACUUAUACCUUUUGUCCAUUCUAUUCUGAAUAUCACCAAAAUUUUCCUCUAAAUCACAUUCUAUCCAUUUAAAACAAAAGACACGACAGAUCUUAAAUAGACUCUAUCUGAAAAAAAAAAAGAAAAGAAAGAAAACGGAAAAGGAAGAAGACAACAUAGCGACGACUGGAAUGUCUUUACAAAUCUGCCUGCUCGAUCAGAGCUGACCUGGGGCUAAACAACAACAGCAGAAAAUAGUGUUGUAAUUAUAGUAACAGAGUUAGUAGAACUGAAGAUAAUGGUAAGAUAAUGGUCCAAGCUGACUGACUUUCUUAAAGUGACAUUUGAUUGGUCAACUCAAAUGUUACGUCACUACUGAGAAAUGGCAGCCAUGAAACCUGGAAAUACAGAGAGGGGAUGGAAUGAUCCCCCAAUGUUUGACUAUUCUAGUGUCAACACUAAACAGACACAUCCAAGAAGAACACUGCUGAAUAAAAGAGUAGCUUAUCCUAUGUCUAAUGAUGCGGCUAAUGCUGCAAAUUUAUCACAAAAUGAAGAACAAACUGGAGCACUAUUAAAUCCUGGCUGUGGUCCACCACCGUUGGGUAAUGUCCAGCUACUACCCCCAGCAUCAAACACCAAUACACCAUGUCCUGUUCCUCUUCUUGUUCCCGAGUUGAGUCAGCAUUCUGGUCUGGACCUUUCAUCUUCAGAAAAUAAUUCAACCAUACCACCUGGACUGAUAGACUUCCCCGAAGCUAUUGAUGGUCUUUUGGGAAAACUGUCACUGAAAAGUGAAGAAGAGCUGCAAGAGUAUGUUCUUAAUAAUAUCAAUGUUGUGUUUGAAAAAUGCAAAGGUUGUUUGCAGGUCCGAACAAUUGAGGAAGUGAAACGGAAGCUGGAGAUUUUUAAAGAAUCUUGGGAUAAAGGCCAACUACCAGAUAUUGUGAAAAUAAAGAUGACACACUUAGCUUGUGGUAUGUCAAAAAUAUUUAACCUUAUUAAAUCCUCAUUGUCACUUGAGCUAAUGGCUGUAACAAGUCUAUACAUUGAUUUGAACAUGAGACCUAUUGCUUUCAAUCAGAAGCAUCAGCUGCAGGGUUUGGCAGAUUGGGUAAACCAAUGGAUGGUUGGAAUAAAAAGAGUGAUACAACAUGCCAUGAAGUUUCAAGCAUCAUUGAACCAAAAACUGGAAGAUGCCUCUAAAGAAGACAAAAAUGAUAUUCCACUCUGCAAUGUAGGAGACUUUGCUUCAGAUUGUACUGAUACAAAAACAGAUCCAGUUGAAAAUGCAAAUGAAAAUAUCAUUGCAAAGUUUGAUGGAUAA
This is a messenger RNA of Octopus bimaculoides (California two-spot octopus), 7104 nucleotides long. RefSeq names its product steroid receptor RNA activator 1. The record is from RefSeq and is a predicted model, not a curated record. Gene Ontology annotation, biological process: regulation of transcription by RNA polymerase II. Lineage: Eukaryota; Metazoa; Mollusca; Cephalopoda; Octopoda; Octopodidae. Gene Ontology annotation, cellular component: nucleus.